AUGAACAGGAUACAUCCCAGCUUUCAGAAGGCACUGCUAACUCAAGGCAGCUGGCAGAAGGAUCGUGCUCCGGCGGACCGAAAGACCCUGAAGCCAACUUCCUUGCCCAAAGGUGAUUUCGGCAUUCGUAGGGAUUAUGUGCUGGUCCCACUCGCCACUCCCACCGCAGGCAUCAGCGCCUGUACAGCCGCGAAGUUGUGGCAGUCGUCCCUGGCUUUGUUCGCCGGCCUACAGGAUUGCAACCUGCACCCAGACAUCAUCGUCUACAAUGCCUCGGUUAGUGCUCUGGAGAAAGGGAGGCAGUGGCAGCUGGCAUUGCAGCAGUUCUCCGACAUUCCCAGUGCAAAGCUUGCGCCGGACAUUGUGAGCUAUAGCGCUGCAAUAACUUGCUGCGAGAAGAGUGAGCAAUGGCAGCUAGCGCUGACAUUGUUUACUUCACUGCAAAAAUCGCAAAUCGUGCCCAACGUCAUCAGCUACAGCUCUGCAAUCAGUGCUCUGGAGAAGGCUGGCAGGUGGCACAUGGCCGUCUCCCUUUUCCACGAGAUGCCCAGAGCGAAGGUUGCACCCAAUGUGGUUAGCUACAGUGCCGCGAUUAGUGCCUGUGGGGCGGGUGGUGAGUGGGAGCUGGCUUUGUCCCUUCUCGAUGCCAUGCCACACACAGAUGUCUCGCCCAAUGUCAUUACCUUCAGCGCAGCAAUUCGUGCGUGUGACAUGGCUGGCCAAUGGCAACUGGCUCUGGAUCUGUUCUCAUCGAUGCAAAGGUUCAAAGUUCGUGCUGAUCGGAUCUUGUUCAGCGCGGUUAUUUGCGCUUGCGAAUCAGGAGGCCAGUGGCAAGUCGCUUUGCAGCUGUUUGCUGACAUGAGGGUCAGCAAGCUUCCAAUCGAUACAACCAGCUGCAAUGCAACCAUCAGUGCUUGUGGAAAGAAUGAGCAGUGGCAGCCUGCUCUGGCUCUCUUUAGCAGCAUGAGACUCUUGAAAGUUGCUCCUGAUCUUGUCGGUUUCAAUGCUGCCAUCAGUUCGUGCGAAAAGGCCGGGCAGUGGCAAUUGGGCCUUGGCUUGCUCUAUGAGAUGCCACGAUCCCAAGUUGCUCCGGAUGUAAUCAGCUAUACUGCGAGCAUUGGGGCCUGCGAGAAGGCAGUGAAAUGGCAGUUGGCAGCAUCCCUUUUUGAGGAAUUGCAUGCGAGACACCUGCAGCCGACUGUCAUCAGCUACAGUGCGAUGAUCAGUGCAUGUCAGAAAGCAAGCCAGUGGCAGUUGGCUUUGCACUUCUUCAGUGAAAUGCCUCGUGCAGAAGUCAGCCCCAAUGUCAUUAGCUACAAUGCCACUAUCACCGCCGCUGAGCGGGGUGGUCAAUGGCAGCUGGCUCUUUUCCUCUUCAACUCGAUGCCAACAGCUCGCAUCAGCCCAAGCAUCACCAGCUUUAACGCCACACUUGGCGCUUGUGGGAAGGGCGAGGAGUGGCCUUUGGCCCUGCACCUUUUCAGUACAAUGGCAGCAGGCCGUGCCAGCCCAAAUAUCAUGAGCUACAAUGCUAUGCUGGAUUCCCUCGGCGACCAUCCCAUUGGGCGGCGGGUUUUUCAAGAAGCCAUGGAUGCAGGAGUCUAUGGCCGGCUCUGUGACGAAAGCCCAUUGAUCUUGGACUUGCAUCAGCUUUCCUACGGGCCGGCCCUCCAUGCAGUGAGCUGGUGGCUCUCGGAAGAAUUGAUGCAUCGCUUGAGCUCUACAAAGCCAACGACUUGCAUCAUCAUCACCGGCUGGGGAAAGACUCGACCCAGCUGGUCAUCUUCGAACCUUCAGAAUUUCGUCCUGGCUCUGUUGAAGCAGUGGGGCCUACCAGCUGCGGUACAGCGGCAUAACCAAGGCAGACUUGAGGUGGUCCUCGGAAGAGAUGAAUUGAUGCGUUUUGCUGGAUUUCUCAGUGUUUACAACCAGCCGGUCGACUGCUACGCCGCCUGGGAGGCCCCGGAGCUACCAGAGUUUGACAUCUUGGUCACGAAUCCCCCAUACUCGGGGGACCACGUCAUGGGCCCAGUCAAAGUUGAAAACGACAGCUUUGCCGAGUUUACGAGGGACGUCCUGGGCCGCUGUUGGGGUACUGGUGACUUCACAGUAGUUGUGGAAGAGCCCGCUGGUGACCAGACAGAAGGCACCAAAAGUCCGAAGGAGCUGGGUGUCUGCCGCAAGGAGUUCGUCGUCCUGUCCGCCGUGCUGGGGACUGCCUCGCCAGUUUUUGAGACGAUGGUCAAGCAGGAUAAUUUUGUGGAAGGUGCCAAAUCCCAAGUUACAAUUACAGACUUUUCCUCAGCGGCGGUAGAGGCUUUCUUGAGGUUCUUGCAUUUCGGGACUGUGGAGGGGAGCCUUGCAACCGUCCUGGAGCUGGGGGUGCUAGCAGACAAGUAUGCCGUGAGCAAGUUACACCGUCUCUGCACUGGCACAGUACAAGACGAGCUGGUACCGACGACGGCCUGCGCCAUCUUCGAACUGGCCGACAGGUUCCACAACAUGGAUUUGCGCCGAUGCUGUUUGGACAUGAUCCUUUCGGAACCGGUCAUGACCAUGAAACAGCGUCCAGGUUUGAGCCCACAACUGAUGGAAGAGAUUGUCGGUAGCGAGGCGCUCUGUAUCGGCAGCGAAGAUCUUCAGGACUUGAUCUGCAAUUGGGACGAGGCCUCCUCCGAGGAGGAACGUGAGGUCCAAGGACUACUGCAAGCCUACGCUGAGGGGCCAGCAACGACACACCGAAGAGUAGCCAGUGGCGACGCGCUGUUCGAGCUCAAGGAAAGCUACUGGGGUCGUGGGCGUCAAAUUGCUUUGCUUCUGGGACCUCCAGAGAACGACUGGAGUGAUGCAGUUGCUGAACCCGGCUUUCUGGAGGCCUUGGCCCACAACGACAACUUUCACACCUACUCCAUUGCAAUACAAGAUGGCUGGAUCGUUUGGAUGAUGCCCUUUGUCUCGCUCUACCUCACGAGCUUCUCCUUCAAUGCCCGAGUGCUAACGGAGGAAGUCCACUUCAAGGUCUUCUGCUCUGAGGAUGGUAUUGACUGGAAGCUAUGUUUAGAUUCCAAAGAGCAUGGCGACAUCGAAGAAGACGAGGAUGUCCGCUGUGAGCACCGUCAUGUGAAGUGGCUGAAGCUUUUAGUCGUGGACGGGCGCUUCUCCACAGACUUCUGCGUGAGUGGCAUUCUGCUCCAACCAAUGGCACGGCUUCAAAAGUGA
Messenger RNA from Symbiodinium sp. CCMP2456, 3219 nucleotides. The record is from the annotation of a GenBank genome assembly. Lineage: Eukaryota; Dinophyceae; Suessiales; Symbiodiniaceae.